This is a messenger RNA of Rhodotorula graminis WP1, 3083 nucleotides long. RefSeq lists its product as uncharacterized. Bases 1 to 3024 code for a protein of 1007 amino acids. Gene Ontology annotation, molecular function: protein binding. The record is from RefSeq and is a predicted model, not a curated record. The transcript has 6 exons. Lineage: Eukaryota; Fungi; Basidiomycota; Microbotryomycetes; Sporidiobolales; Sporidiobolaceae.
AUGGCCCCGCACAUCCCGCACCCGCACCUGCACCCGCACUCGCACUCGUCCUCCUCGUCGUCGGCGUCGCCCAAAGGAGCCCGGUACGCCGCGACACUCGACUCGGCUCGCCGGCUCGCCCUCUUCACGCACUCGAGCCCGGCCCUCGCCAAAGCAGCGGCGGCGGCGGUGCAGGGCGGCAUGGACUGGGCAGAGCUCCUGCGCAAGUUCAGGAAACACAACCCGGCGCGAGAAGUGACCGCCGCCGCCGCACACGUCGAGCACCUCGUCCACUCGCACCUGUACGGCCACACCGACUCGCUUGCCACCUCCCUCGCCUCGGGCGCGAGCUUGACGCCUCCUCCCCCAUCCCUUCCCCCACUCGUCCCGACCUCGCACCGCGGCGCCAUCCUCCCUGCGCUCGACGCACUCGCCAGCGCCACCUCGAGCGCAGCUCCUGGCGUCGAGGCGGACAGCGCGAGGGCGGUCCUCGCGUGGGCGCGGUACAUGGUCGGGCAGCCGGGUGACGCGAGGCAGGCGCUCGCAGGGCUGCAGAGCAAGGGCCAGUUGCCGGCGCAGGGCGAGCCGUACGACCUGACGUUGAGCGUCUUGACGACUGCUGUCGAGGGCUACCUCGCCGAGGACGCCCAUUCGCCCGACGCCGCCCUCACCGCCUACUCGCACGCCUCGACCCUCUACGCCCAAGCGCUACCCUCCUCCUCCACCGACGACAUCUCGCUCCACCGCGUCGGCGCGCACGCCCUCUUUCGCCUGUGCGUCCUCGCGCCCUCGUCGACCGAGGCCCACACGCAGUACCUCGACCGCUGCGCCUCGGCGCCACGACUCGCCGUCGGGCGCGCGUUCCCGACCGCCGAGCGCCUGUGGGUCCACCGCGCCCUGCGGCACCUCGUCUCGUCCGGCGCGGCGACGGGCAAGGGCCCCGGCGCCGGCGAAGGUCCCGGCGUCGACGGCGCCGCGAUGGCGAGGAGCCACCGGGCCGAGGAGGCGCUCAUCCGGCGAGGGACGAGCUUGCCGCCGGCGGGCGAGACCAACGCCGUCUACCUGCGCUUCCUCGACGAGGUCGUCGCGGCGUGGAGGGCGAGGGGCCUGCCGAGGAGCGAGGCCGGCGAGGUCAUCGAGAUCCUGUACUCGGCCCUGUCGCACACCUUCCAGUCGCACCUCCUCCUGCGGCACCUCGUCCGCGCCCUGUCGAUCGCCGGUCGCCACCUCGAGGCGACCAAGGCGCUGCGCCUGUACCGUGACCUGUGGGACAAGGCGCGCGAGACGGACGCCAAGGAGGUCGCGCGCGAGAUGCGCGUCCUGCGGGCCCGAGCGUGGAAGGAGGCUCGUGCGGCGGGCGCAGGAGAAGCGGGCGAGAAGGAGAAGGGCGUCGAGCGGAGCGGCGACGAGGACGGGCGCGAGGAGGGCCCGUACGACUCGGACAUCGACUCGGACCGGGCGUUCGUCGACACGGCCCUGUUCGGCGUCCGGCUCUUGUGCCGCGCUCAGGUCGGCGAGCCGCGCGAGGCGGUCGAGCUCGCGAGGAGGGCGAGGGCCGUCUUUGACGAGGGGCGGGACGAGGAGCUGAGGGCGGACAAGGAGGUCGAGGCGCGGAUCGAGACGGCGCUCGGGGUCGCGCUCGGUGCGCUCGCCGCCAAAGAAGCGAGCCCGGAGCAGCGCCCAGCCCAGCACGAGGAGGCGCUCAACCACCUCACUUCCGCCGUCACCCUCUCGCCCUCGUCCUUCGCCGCCCACUACGCCCUCGCCUUCCAACUCCUCGAGCUCCGACAAGUCUCGAGCGCGCUCGAGGCGGCCCGCUCUGCCGUCGAGCGCAACAAGCGCAGCCGCGAGGCGUGGCACCUCCUCGCCCUGUGCGUCUCGGCGCAGAAGGACAUGCGCGGCGCGCUCGAGGUGCUCGAGACGGCGCUCGACAUCGAGGACGACGGCGCGCACGACGUCGACGAGCGGUGGGACCGCCCGACGGACGAGACGGAGCGCCUCGCGGUCGAGAUGCAGCUGCGGCUCACCAAGGGCGCCGUCGUCGAGUACCUCGAGGGCGCUCCCGCCGCACUCGCCGACCAGCAGGACGUCCUCGCCUUCUUCUCGUCGGCCUACGCGCGCAUCUCGGACGCCCCUCGUGGCGCGGCGCCGCCGUCCGGGUCCGUCACGGCGGGCGCCGCCGCCAACCCGACGUCGUCGAGGCCGACGAGCGCGCUCGCGCCGGCGAUCCCGCUCGUCAACGGCACGACGACCGACGGCGCGUCGCACAAGCUCGGCCGCACGGCGUCGAUCGUGAGCCGGCGCCGCAGCGUCAAGCGGCAGUCGGUCGCCGUCAACGGCAACGGCAGCGGCGCCCGUCCCGAGUCGGUCAACGGCUCGCUCGCCAACCUGUCGCUCGCCGAGUCGUCGUCGCCGGCGCCUGCGUCGGCUCGCCCCGCGACCGACGGCAACCCGCUCGCGACCAAGCUCCUCGUCGACACGUGGCUCGCGAGCGCUGCGUCGUUCCGCCGCGCGCGCCUGUACGACGAGGCGCGAGGUGCACUCGGCGAGGCCGAGCAGCUCGACGCCGACGACGCCGACGUGUGGAGCCAGACGGCGCUACUGCACCUCGUGCGCGGCGAGGUCGCCCGAGCGCGCGAGGCGCUCACCAAGGGCCUCAGCUUUGACCCGGCGCACGUCGCGAGCCGGGUCCUCCUCGCGCGCGUGUACCUGUCGGCGCCUGCGUCUGGUGACGGUGCGCCCGCCACGCCGUACAGCGCUGCGCCGCCGCCGCCGCCGUCGCACCUCACGUCGGCCGUCCCGCCUCUGGCCUCGCCGAGGGGCGGCCUCGCGCUGUCGCUCCCGCUCGCCGAAGCGCUCCUGUCGACCCUGACGGCGCACGGCGGGUGGGACGUGCCCGAGGCGUGGGCCGAGCUCGCGCGGUGCUACCGCGUGUGCGAGCCGCGCCGGGCCGACAAGGAGCGCGAGUGCCUCGUGUGGGCGCUCCAGCUCGAGGAGACGAGGCCUGUCAGGCCGCUCGCGAGGGCGGUCGAGAGGGCGCUGUAGAGGAGAGGCGGCUCUCGAGGGCCUCGUUGCAGUACACAGAGUCUCUUUCGGUUCGAAAA